CGGAGGCUCAGCUGAGAUCCCAAACACGACCCGCCGUGGCCAGCGUCGCUCUGUUUUGGUCUGUAUUCCUCCUCCGCCUGGACUUUUGCGCUUCAAACGGUCCUCAGCACUUCCACUGCCAGACGCUUCCAGCUCCCCGCCUGCGCGCCGCCGAGCUCCUCCUCCGGUCUUGUCGACGUCGUCUUAUCCUCUCACGCCGCCCGCCGCCAUCCCGGCCUCUCAUUCGCUUGUUUACAUCACCCUUCAAACUUGAAACUCGGAACUCCCAGCUGGCCGCAGAUUUCAGGACCGAAACCUGCCCGACCUUGCGAAUCAUCGCUGCCACACUCGGCGACCGCUCGCGUUUGCCGCGCUGCAUGUUCUGAGCCCUCCCUCUGUGUGUUUGGCACCGUCCAGAACAUCGCAAUGUCCUACAACCGCCUCGGCUCGCCGCACGGGGGCAGGGACAACGGCGACGACUACUUCAGUCGAUACGACGAGAGAAUGGCCUCCCCAAAUCAGGCUGGACGCGGCACGCCUGGCUCCCACAGACCGAUACAACUGGAAGAUAGACCUUAUUAUGGAGGCAACCAGUCCCCGCUAGAAAUUCCCAUGGGUCCGGGCCCCUUGGGCAGAGUGGGCACUCCAAGCGAUAGACUUCAGGGCCAACCAACCUACUCGGUGGAGAACGUCGGCAACUCGUACGGACACGCAGAGCGCUACGACCAAGACUACCCACAUCAGCCAGGCAGCUACAGCAUCAAUCCGCUCGAGCACCACGACGCCUACUACAACCAGCCAUACGACCCCAACCACGGUCCGGAUCCACCGUAUUGGCAAGAUGACCACGACCAGCAACCAAUGCUACACUCUCAAACCUCGUACGGUCCAGAUCCCACCGCCACCCCAUCACCCAUGGAUGAGCCCUAUCACGAUCAUCCGCCCGCACAAACGCCUACACCGCAGCCCGUAUCGCAGAUCAGGAGGUGGAAAACAGUCAAGGAAGUGCAGCUGUUCAACGGCAACUUGGUGCUGGAUUGUCCCGUUCCUCCGCGACUGCUAAACCAGGUGCCCCACGCCGAACCACCGGAGCGUGACGAGUUUACACACAUGCGGUACUCGGCCGCGACAUGCGAUCCGUCCAACUUCUACGAAGAACGCUUUACGCUGCGUCAGCGUCUGUUCGCCAAGCCCCGACACACCGAACUCUUUAUCGUCAUCACCAUGUACAACGAAGAAGACGAGCUCUUCGCGCGCACCAUGAUUGGUGUGAUCAAGAACAUCGAGUACAUGAAUUCGAGGACGAACAGCAAGACAUGGGGCAAGGACGCGUGGAAAAAGAUCGUCGUUUGUGUGGUUAGUGACGGUCGUGCCAAGAUCAACCCGCGAACGCGAGCUGUGCUUGCUGCCAUGGGCGUUUAUCAAGACGGCAUAGCCAAGUCGUACGUCAACAAGAAGGAGGUCACGGCGCACAUUUAUGAGUACACGACGCAGAUGACGCUGGAGAUCAAGAAGAACGUGGUCAACGUCAAGCGCGGCAACACCCCCGUGCAGAUGCUUUUCUGCCUCAAAGAGAAGAACCAGAAGAAGAUCAACUCGCACAGGUGGUUUUUCCAAGCCUUCGGCGAGGUCCUGCAGCCCAACGUCUGUGUCCUCAUCGACGCUGGCACUCGUCCGGGGAAGGAUUCGAUCUACAAGCUCUGGAAAGCCUUCGAUGUCGAGCCGCAGUGCGCUGGAGCCUGUGGCGAGAUCAAGGCCAUGUUGGAGCACGGCAAGAACCUUCUCAACCCCCUCGUCGCGACGCAGAACUUCGAGUACAAGAUGAGCAACAUCCUCGACAAGCCCAUGGAGUCAGCCUUUGGCUUCAUCUCCGUGCUCCCCGGUGCGUUCUCUGCCUACCGCUACAUCGCACUUCAGAACGACAAGACGGGCAACGGCCCGUUGGAGAAGUACUUCGCAGGUGAAAAGAUGCAUGGUGCCAACGCAGGUAUUUUUACGGCCAACAUGUACCUUGCCGAGGACAGAAUCCUGUGCUUCGAGCUGGUCAGCAAGAGAAAUUGCGCGUGGAUCUUGCAGUACGUCAAGGGCUCGACCGGCGAGACCGACGUGCCCACGGAGAUGGCCGACUUCAUCUUGCAGCGAAGGAGAUGGCUCAACGGCUCUUUCUUCGCUGCCGUAUACGCGUUGGCGCACGCGUAUCAAAUCUUCCGCAGCGACCACUCCAUGAUGAGGAAGCUGAUGUUUUACGUGGAGUUCUUCUACCAGACAGUGUCUAUGAUUUUUGCCUGGUUCGCUUUGGGCAACUUCUUCCUGGUCUUCCGUAUCCUCACCGACUCCCUGAAAGCUAGCAAUCUGCUCGGCACUGCCGGAAAGAUUCUCUCCAUCAUCUUCGAAUGGGGCUAUCUUGCCACGCUCAUAACAUGUUUUGUGCUCGCUCUCGGCAAUCGUCCACAGGGCUCGAAUCGUCUGUACAUGACGAUGGUCUAUUUCUGGGCCAUCAUCAUGGCCUAUCUUAUGUUCGCCUCGAUUUUCAUCACCGUACGAUCCGUGCAAUCCGAAGUGGCGGAUGGAUUCAAAGUCUCGGAUCUGUUCAAGAACACGGUCUUCUCGACGCUGAUCGUGAGCAUGUGCUCAACAUACGUGCUUUACAUUGUCGUGUCCUUGCUUUUCUUCGAUCCCUGGCACAUGUUCACCUCCUUCAUCCAGUAUCUGCUCUUGACGCCAACGUACAUCAACAUCCUCAACGUGUAUGCCUUUUGCAACACGCACGACAUCACGUGGGGUACCAAAGGUGACACCAAACCCGAGAAGCUUGGUGCCGCCUCCGUCACUGCCGACGGUAAGAUCAAGGUUGACGUGCCCACGGAAGACGCGGACUUGAACACGCAGUACGAGAAGGAACUUCGCACAUUCGCCACCAAGUACGAGGUCCCAAAGAAGGAACCGUCGCCGCAGGACAAGCAGGAAGAUUACUACAAAGGCUUCCGUUCGGUCGUCGUGCUGGCAUGGAUGUUUAUGAACCUUGCCUUGUGCGCCGUCGUGCUCAGCACAGGUGGUCUGCAGGUCUUGGUGAAUCCCGAGGAUCAACAAAAGGAGACAGAUCAGAGGGCAAAAAUCUAUCUGAGUGUUGUCCUGUGGAGUGUUGCUGGACUUGCGGCGUUCAGAUUUGUGGGCGCUGUUUGGUUCUUGAUCGUCAGAAUGUUCCGUGGCAUUUAGUCAAUCAGUUAAGCCUUUUGGUGAUUUUUUUUUUAAUUCUCUCACACGGAGUUGGCAUACGAUUGCCAUGCCAUGUACUGUUGAAUUGGCACAAUGUGCUGCUCUAUUCACGAACUCUGGAACGUGGUCAUGAGCUGUAUAUAUGAUACCUUAUUCUGCGACGGCGUGUAUUCUUAAAACAGCAUGUUGAAUGUAAGGCAUUGAUAUACCGAUCCGCACGUGCUGCCCGUUGUUCUCGGACAAUUACU
This is a messenger RNA of Verruconis gallopava, 3443 nucleotides long. RefSeq names its product chitin synthase A. The transcript has 5 exons. Bases 406 to 3195 code for a protein of 929 amino acids. NCBI's taxonomy places the organism in Eukaryota, Fungi, Ascomycota, Dothideomycetes, Venturiales, Sympoventuriaceae. Gene Ontology annotation, cellular component: cell septum; cell periphery. Gene Ontology annotation, molecular function: chitin synthase activity. The record is from RefSeq and is a predicted model, not a curated record.